AUGUCAGACCGCGAGUUUGGCGGUAACGACGACCUCUCCUUACCCAAGGCGACGGUCCAGAAGAUCAUAAACGAAAUCCUCCAGGGCGACGACUCCGGCGUUAGCUUCGCGAAGGACACACGGGACCUGCUGAUCGAGUGCUGCGUUGAAUUCAUCACCCUCAUCUCCUCCGAGGCCAACGAGAUCGCCGAAAAGGAAGCGAAGAAGACCAUCGCCUGCGAGCAUGUGAAGUCAGCCCUAGAGGAGCUCGACUUUGGCGACUAUGUCCCAGCUAUCCUCGAGGUAGCCGCAGACUACAAGAAGCAACAAGCCAGUCGGGAAAAGAAACAAUCCAAGCUAGAGCAGUCGGGCUUGACCGAAGAGGAGCUUCUCCAACAACAGCAGGAGCUCUUCCGCUUAGCGACAGACAAAUUCAAUGCUGCGCCUUAG
Westerdykella ornata is the source of this 429-nucleotide messenger RNA. Its product is annotated as histone-fold-containing protein. Lineage: Eukaryota; Fungi; Ascomycota; Dothideomycetes; Pleosporales; Sporormiaceae. The record is from RefSeq and is a predicted model, not a curated record. The transcript has 3 exons. Gene Ontology annotation, cellular component: negative cofactor 2 complex. The coding region runs from base 1 to 429 and encodes 142 amino acids. Gene Ontology annotation, biological process: positive regulation of transcription by RNA polymerase II; negative regulation of transcription by RNA polymerase II; chromatin remodeling. Gene Ontology annotation, molecular function: protein heterodimerization activity; TBP-class protein binding; general transcription initiation factor activity.